Molecule: messenger RNA, 1860 nt
Organism: Serpula lacrymans var. lacrymans S7.9
Lineage: Eukaryota; Fungi; Basidiomycota; Agaricomycetes; Boletales; Serpulaceae
Exons: 20
Coding region: 57-1613 (518 amino acids)
Molecular function (GO): heme binding; acyl-CoA dehydrogenase activity; flavin adenine dinucleotide binding
Source: RefSeq, a predicted model, not a curated record
GCGCACAAGCAUCCUGUUCAGCUCUCAUCAUCAUCUGUAUCCUGCAAUCUGGUGGUAUGGCCGACAAGCAAAUGAAGCGAUACACACGUGAGGAAGUUGCAAAGCAUAACAGCAACAUUGACCUUUGGAUAGUCAUCGAUUCCAAAGUCUACGACGUCUCGAAGUUUAAGAGUCUUCAUCCAGGUGGCGAAGCUGUGUUCUUGGAGGCAGAAAUCGCUGGCCAAGAUGCAACGGACGCAUUUUAUAGUCUACACCGACAUGAAGUUAUCCUCCGCCCUCAGUUCUCUCGCCUACAGGUAGGAAUUCUGACAGACGAAGAGAGUGUUAUAUAUGGCCGUGUUUGUGGUGAACCGAGCACGAUACCUUACGGAGAGCCAACGUGGCUUUCUGACGGAUAUUACAGCCCCUAUUAUAAAGAGAGCCAUAGAAAUUUGCAAAAGGCGAUGCGCAAAUUUGUCGAUGACAUCCUCCUUCCUGACGCCGUAGCUAGGGAAGCAGAUGGAAAACGCCCGUCCACGAGGAUAGUUCAAGCUAUGACAGAUCUUAACAUAAAUACAAUGCGUAUGGGUCCUGGUCCCCAUCUGAAAGGGCUUGAACUUAUGGGUGGAGUGACUUCUGAAGAGUAUGAUUAUUUUCACGAGCUUAUUGUCUUUCAAGAGAUAGCACGGUGCGGAGAACGUGGCUAUAUUGAUGGCCUUCAGAGUGGAGCUGUUAUUGGUCUGCCGCCUAUCAUCAACUUUGGGUGUGAAGCGCUUAAGGCGAAAAUUGUCCCUGAGAUUUUAUCUGGCGAAAAAUUUAUAUGUUUGGCUGUCUCUGAGGCCUUCGCGGGGAGUGACGUCGCGGGGCUGCAAUGUAAGGCGACGAAGACUCCAGACCAGAAACAUUGGAUAAUAAAUGGAUCCAAAAAGUGGAUUACAAAUGGCACUUUCUCGGACUACUUCACUAUCGGAUGCAAGACAGAUAAAGGUUUAACAGCCAUCGUGGUGGAACGUGGAGAAGGUGUCGAGACAAGACUGAUAACUACGAGCUACUCAACCGCAUCUGGAACUGCAUACAUCACAUUCGACAAUGUCAAAGUACCGGUGGAAAAUACAUUAGGUCCGGAGGGAGGAGGGAUCUUUGUCAUUUUGAGCAACUUCAACCACGAGCGUUGGACCAUGUGCUGCAAUUCCGCGAGAAGCCAGCGGAUGAUCGUAGAGGAGUGCCUAAAAUGGACUAGCCAGCGGUUUGCCUUUGGAAAACCACUGAAUGCUCAGGCAGUCGUUCGCAACAGGUUAGGUGCUAUGAUUUCUCGUACUGAAAGUGUUCAGAACUGGUUAGAAAAUAUCACGCACCAAAUGUGUAAUAUGUCUUACAAAGAACAAGCGCAGAGGCUUGCCGGACCAAUAGCUUUUCUGAAGCUAUAUUGCACGCGUUGUGCUCAGCAAACUGCAAUUGACGCUGUUCAGCUAUUUGGAGGGAGGGGACUGACGAAAAGUGGGAUGGGUCAACUGAUUGAGCAGUUCUAUCGUACGGCACCUUUUGAUGCGGUUCUUGGAGGAGCCGAAGACGUGUUGGGCGAUCUUGGAGCUCGACAAGCUAUGCGGCAAAUGCCAAAGAAUGUAAGACUGUAAUGCUGUCUCGCAGGAGUGUACAUCAGACCAUUCAGUCAGAUUCCAUGUAAUAUAUGUGAUAAGGACAUGCCACCUGGGACGAACAUACAGGCUGCCCGACCGGUCGGUGCUCCCUGCAACAGAGCCCAGCCAGGGACAUGCAAGGAGGGCCGGCCAGGUCUUAUCUCUAUUCGGCUAUACUUUCCAGCCAGCAUGUGGAGUUCAUGCUGUUAAAACUAGACAGGAUGAAAACUAGAUAUAAAAGACC